Molecule: messenger RNA, 987 nt
Organism: Camelina sativa (false flax)
Lineage: Eukaryota; Viridiplantae; Streptophyta; Magnoliopsida; Brassicales; Brassicaceae
Product: early nodulin-like protein 16
Cellular component (GO): plasma membrane
Molecular function (GO): electron transfer activity
Source: RefSeq, a predicted model, not a curated record
AACUUGUACUUUUCGUGAACCUCGAGGUUUAAUUUAAGCAUUGGAAGGGUUUUAUAGCUGGGUCGAUGAAAUUACGGAUCUAGAGAGAUCUUUUCCUGGAAAAAGAGAAAUUUGUGUCACACGACACGACGUUUUGUAAUAUACUUAUUAAAAAACUUGUAAGAGAAAAUAAAAACCAUCCAAAUUCUAAAAAACCCCACUCACUUAUCAAAAGAGAAAGAGUCAGAGAAGAAAGACUCAUCCUAUUCUGAUGGCGAGAGUUGCGUUGUUAGUUGCGGCGGCGGUUCUGGCUUUUCUGAUAGCGGCGCCGGUCACAGAGGUUGAGGCGAAGAGGUGGACUGUUGGUGAUAACAAGUUCUGGAACCCUAAUAUCAACUAUACCGUUUGGGCUCAGGACAAACACUUUUACCUCGAUGAUUGGCUCUAUUUUGUGUACGAGAGAAACCAAUUCAACGUUAUAGAGGUGAACGAGACCAACUAUCUAAGCUGCAAUUCCAAUAAUCCCAUCGCUAAUUGGACUCGUGGUGCUGGAAGGGAUUUAGUUCAUCUUAAUGAGACCAGGCAUUACUAUCUCAUUAGUGGUAAUGGUGGUGGAUGUUACGGCGGUAUGAAGCUUGCUGUUUUAGUUGAGAAACCGCCUCCUCCACCACCACCUGCUUCACCUAAUAAGAACAGUGCAUCGACGGUCUCUGCUUUUGCCCACCAGUUUGUUGUUCCGGUGGCUGUUUUCGCAGCAGUCUGGACGAUGUGGGAUGCGGUUCCGAGGUUGUGGUAACUAGUCUGGAUGUUUUCUCUUAAAAGAGAAAACGAUUGUUAUCGGUGUGAAUUCCGAUUCGAUUUUUAUAUCUUCACCAAGUGAAGCUCGUUUAUAGUUUUACUGGUACUCUUUUAUGUUUAGGUUCUUUGGAUCUUUAUGUGUUUGGAUUAUUUCAUUCAUGCUUUUGCUUUUUGUUGGUGGGAAAAAACAAUAUUCAUGCUUUUAGCUUU